UGCCGAGUGAGUGACUGGGUGAAGGAGGAGGUUAAACGCCGGGCUGGAAACACAGGGAGUGAAGCUGAUAAACGGAGGCUCCUGAACACGAUGCACUACCUGUUUGAGUCUCAGAAUCCUGCACUGGCUCAGCAGACACUGGGAUCUGCGGAAACACUUUCAUUCUAUGGACAGGGACUCACCCCGAUUGACUGUGCGGUCCUGUCUCAUGUCAUCAGGCCCUGUGAUACAAUCAAACACCUCGAUCUAUGGAGCUGCCGCAUUCAGUGUGAAGGUCUCCAGCGGCUGGGACCGGCUCUGCACAAGUGUCAGUACUUGGGACUGGGAGACAACGAAGACCUGGGAGAUUCCGGAGUGAAACUGGUGUCUGAUGCUCUGAGGAACCCGGACUGUAAAAUACAGAGACUGGGGCUGGACAGUGUCGGUCUCACAGAUUCUGGAGCCGAGGAUCUCGUCUCUGCUCUCAGUACAAACCAUACGGUGACGGAGCUGGACCGGAGUGAGAAUAAACUGGGAGACCCCGGAGUGAAACUGGUGUCUGAUGCUCUGAGGAACCCGGACUGUAAAAUACAGACACUGCGGCUGGACAGAGUCGGUCUCACAGAUUCUGGAGUCAAGGAUCUCGUCUCUGCUCUCAGUACAAACACCUCACUGAUGAAGCUGAACCUGACAGACAAAUCCCUCACAGACCGAUGUGUCCCCGCUCUCCGCCGCCUCAUACUGACCCUCCCGAGUCUGGAGCUGAUCUCGCUGGUGGAGAAUAAGUUCAGUGCAGACGGACGGAACCAGCUGCAGAGUCUGCAGGGAACCAGACGCGGACUGAGUGUGGUCGUGUGAACAUCUCUGGGUGUAAACGUCACCGCCCUGGGCCGAUUCCCUGCCCCUCCCCUUUAAGCGGCCGCCCAUCCUCCCCUUUAAACCCCGACGCUUCGCGGGCGGACCGGACGGUGACGUCAGAGGCGACCCUGCCCGCUGUCACGUGACCCGGGUACGUGGCGCUGCUGAUGCUACCAGGCCGGUGCUGCUCCCAGUGGGGGAUGGUGGCAUUGCAGCCGGACCUGGAGGAUCCCAGAUGUGACUUUAUCAUCAGUGAUCCCCGCUCCUGCUGUGGAUUAAUGGUGACAACAGCAGCAGCAGCAACAGCAGCAGCAGCAGCAACAUGCCCCUUCUACACUAGU
Molecule: messenger RNA, 1178 nt
Organism: Amblyraja radiata (thorny skate)
Lineage: Eukaryota; Metazoa; Chordata; Chondrichthyes; Rajiformes; Rajidae
Product: NACHT, LRR and PYD domains-containing protein 3-like
Exons: 5
Coding region: 91-837 (248 amino acids)
Biological process (GO): positive regulation of inflammatory response
Cellular component (GO): cytoplasm
Molecular function (GO): protein binding
Source: RefSeq, a predicted model, not a curated record